UCAGAACUUGCUGAUGGCAUCAGCGCCAAGUUAGUUCUAAAUAGAAUUCUCAACGUACCGGUGGAACUUACCGCGGGAGAAAUACUUGGAGUAUCCAAAGAACUGUCGGGGUUGCUGGCCGAGUCAAUAAAGCCUAAAACAGUAAGUAGAAAGGAUGUUCACCUGGCGUAUGACGUGCAUAGAGCACAUGAACUUGAGGCCGGAAGCUUCCGAGUGUCGGAAAGUUUCGAAGCGAAGGCAAAGGAAGCAUUAAUAGAAUUGCCGAUUAUGAUCGACGGGUGCAAUCUCAAAGCGGUAAUAGAUACCGGUAGUCAGCUAAAUAUAGUUUCCGAAGACACGUAUGAAAAGUUCAUCAAACUUCCUAUCAAUAGAAGC
This is a messenger RNA of Suillus plorans, 375 nucleotides long. RefSeq lists its product as uncharacterized. The transcript has a single exon. NCBI's taxonomy places the organism in Eukaryota, Fungi, Basidiomycota, Agaricomycetes, Boletales, Suillaceae. The record is from RefSeq and is a predicted model, not a curated record. The annotation marks the transcript as partial.